UAUCUCGGAAAUAAUCUGCCCACGUGUUAAGCUGCUUUAUCCCCGCCCGAGCUUCAACCCGACAGAGACCGCUACUUCAUUAGGGUACUCUGCACUAGAGUGGGAGAAAGGAAAAAGUCACCCCGGGUGAGUUAAAUUAAGUUCGAUAAAUCAUUUGUUUGCGGAUUAGAGGGGUGUGUCCUUGUCGCAUACAUGGGGACCUGACUGGACACGUGACAGACAACACCCGACGCGCCGAACCUGCCGCCGUGCGCUCAGUCCGGGAGACGGGAGGCGUAAAACAAGUGCACACUGGGAAUUGCAUCACAGCAAGAAGCUGGCAAGGGUGCUCUGGGCAUGGACGGCACUGGAUUUUGGAUAUUCCUGAUAACUGCUUCUGUUAUUCCAGGAAUAAAUGGCCAGACUGUUGAAAUGGAUGAUGGGAAGUGGGGUUUCGUUGGCUCAAAGGUGGAUCUCCGCUGUCGGUUCAUCAACAGCUUCCCACCUGUCAAAAUCUCUCAGGUGACAUGGCAGAAGCUGGUGAACGGCACGAAGCAGAACGUGGCCAUCGCCAAUCCCUCGCUGGGUGUGUCCGUUGCCCCGCCGUACAGGGACCGCGUUACCUUCAAGAAUGCUGCAGUGAGGCGGCGAACUCCGACCCUGGAAGACACCACCAUCACCUUCUCCCUGCUCCGCCUCGCCGACGAGUCCACCUACAUCUGUGAAUACACCACCUUCCCUGCGGGGAACCGGGAAAACACUGUAAACCUCACUGUCUACGUCCGGCCAACAACUCAGAUGAGUCUGUCCACACCGACGCUGGUGGCGCGUUCGUCCAAUCUGAAAACCCCGGUGGCCACCUGCGUCUGUGCCAACGGAAAACCAGCCGGUGCCAUCAGAUGGGAGACGAGGGUGCCGGGAGAAGUGACCACCCGGGAGUACCGCAACUCAGACGGGACCUUCACUGUUCAGAGUGACUACAUUUUGGUGCCCAGCAGAGAAACACACAAGGAGACGCUCACCUGCGUCACCACCUACAACGAGGAGGUCUUCACUGAUAGUGUCACCCUCGACAUUCAGUAUGAGCCAGAGGUUUCUGUGGACGGGUUUGAUGGAAACUGGUAUCUGAACCGAGAGAACGUCCAGCUGAGCUGCCAAGCUGAUGCCAACCCGGCCGUCUCUCUGUAUCAGUGGAGACUAAUUAACGGCUCCAUACCAAGCAAUGCAGAGAUCCGAGACAACGUCCUGACCCUUAAAGGGCCGGUCACGUACGACAUGCAGGGCACCUAUGUGUGUGAUGCAACCAACAGCAUCGGGACACGAUCGGGCUCUUUGGAGAUCAGCAUUAUAGAAAAGCCUCUGCCGCAGAUCGCAACUGGUGAUGUCAUCAGUGUAAUCGCGUUGUUACUGGCUGCUGGAGUUCUCAUGGGCAUUACCAUCACCGUCCUGGUGCUCAAAAUAAGAAGUAGAAAAGGGAACUCCUCAAACGCCUCCCCAUCCAGAAAACCUUCCCAGCAGAUGAGGAAAAGACCAGUAGAUGAUAUCCAGCACUCAGGGCGGUUUUACGAGGAGCUUCCAAACACAGCGGACUACGUUAGCUACAGGCUGGCCUGCAACAAGGAGGACUACCCAGAUCCCUACUCCCCUCCCAUCAACCCUCCUCUCUCGUUUCUGCCCCAACACCCCUACCACUCCCCUCACCCGCCCACCGCAUCCAGCAGCAGCGGCACCAACACGCCAAAAAACACCUUGUCUCCGCCCACCCACACCACUGCCAUCUUCAAAUACCCAUCGGUGUCCGGUCUGUCCUCUCCUCCCCCGGGGGUGGCGGCGUACACUUUUCCCAAAGAGCAGUACGUGUGACCAGCAGACACAUUUCAACGCAAACUGAAAACAAAUCCCCAGCGAU
Molecule: messenger RNA, 1888 nt
Organism: Pungitius pungitius (ninespine stickleback)
Lineage: Eukaryota; Metazoa; Chordata; Actinopteri; Perciformes; Gasterosteidae
Gene: nectin1a
Product: nectin cell adhesion molecule 1a
Exons: 10
Coding region: 337-1842 (501 amino acids)
Biological process (GO): heterophilic cell-cell adhesion; protein localization to cell junction; homophilic cell-cell adhesion
Cellular component (GO): adherens junction
Source: RefSeq, a predicted model, not a curated record